Molecule: messenger RNA, 2910 nt
Organism: Tupaia belangeri chinensis (Chinese tree shrew)
Lineage: Eukaryota; Metazoa; Chordata; Mammalia; Scandentia; Tupaiidae
Gene: SCTR
Product: secretin receptor
Exons: 11
Coding region: 660-1835 (391 amino acids)
Biological process (GO): cell surface receptor signaling pathway; adenylate cyclase-modulating G protein-coupled receptor signaling pathway
Cellular component (GO): plasma membrane
Molecular function (GO): G protein-coupled peptide receptor activity; peptide hormone binding; vasoactive intestinal polypeptide receptor activity
Source: RefSeq, a predicted model, not a curated record
GGGAUCUGGCUCCCUUAACCAUUAGGCUAUGGAGCCAGUCCAUGGUUUUCAAUGCCUUGACCCUGGGACUCCAGUUCCUCUAACUCCUUUUUGAUCACAUCUUCUGCACGCAGUCCAGCUGUUGAAAGGAGCACACCACCUCUCUUGGCUGAAAGACUAUAGGUCGGGUCAUCGGCCAGGCCAAGAAAAGCCUAUCAACUGCCCCUUGGGGAUAGGGCAGGUGGGCAGAGAUAGGCAAAGGCCACGUGGUGGAAGUAGGAAGCAGGGGCUGCCAGGAGCUUGUCUGAAGCUAGGGGGACCUGGGGAAUAGAAAGAAGAGGGUGGAGGUGAGCAAUCUGUGGAGAUGCCUGAGAGGUGAGUGUUGCAGGCCCCGAGUGGUGGUGGGGGGGCAGAGCUCACGAUGACAGAAGCAGAAGCUAUAAGGGAACAUGUGGAGUGAGACGAGGAGGAGUCAUCAUCUCCAGUGACAGCAAAGCGGGCACUGGUGUGAGGGAGCAUGGGGAGACAGCACCCUCUGCCCCGCGGCCCAGUACAGCAUGGCCUCAAAGGUCUGGCCGCUCCUGGCCCGUGUCUCUGCAGCCUGACACACUGCUCCAGAAAUAGCUCCAGGUCAUCGUCAGGCGACCGCGCUCACUGGCUGUGCAACACUCUGGGACAACAUGAGCUGCUGGCCCUCCUCUGCCCCAGGACAGACAGUGGAAGUGGAGUGCCCGCGAUUCCUCCAGAUGCUCACAAGUGGCAACGGACUAUUGGCAUCUACAGGUUCCAUGUUUCGAAACUGUACGCAGGACGGCUGGUCAGAAGCCUUCCCCAGACCUGACGUGGCCUGUGGGGUUAACAUGAGCGGCUCUUCCAACGAGAGGCGGCACACCUACCUGCUGAAGCUGAAGGUCAUGUACACCGUGGGCUACAGCGCCUCCUUGUCGAUGCUCCUGGUCGCCCUCAGCAUCCUGUGCGCUUUCCGGAGACUCCACUGCACUCGCAACUACAUCCACAUGCACCUGUUUGGGUCCUUCAUCCUGCGUGCCCUGUCCAUCUUCAUCAAAGAUGCGGUGCUCUUCUCCUCUGAUGACAUCGCCUACUGCGACAGCCCCAGGGUGGGCUGUAAGCUGGUCAUGGUUUUCUUCCAGUACUGCAUCAUGGCCAACUAUGCCUGGCUGCUGGUGGAAGGUCUCUACCUGCACACACUUCUCGUCAUCUCCUUCUUCUCAGAAAGGAAGUGCCUCCAGGGAUUUGUCGCCCUUGGAUGGGGUUCUCCAGCUGUUUUCGUUACUUUGUGGGCUCUCAUCAGGCACUUUCUGGAAGACAAUGGGUGCUGGGACAUCAAUGCCAAUGCAGCCAUCUGGUGGGUCAUUCGAGGCCCUGUGAUCCUCUCCAUCCUGAUUAAUUUCAUCCUUUUUAUAAACAUCCUAAGAAUCCUAAUGAGAAAACUAAGAACACAAGAAACAAGAGGAAAUGAAGUGAACCAUUACAAGGGUUGGUGGUGGCCAUUCUCUACUGCUUCCUCAACGGGGAGGUGCAGCUGGAGGUUCAGAGGAAGUGGCGGCAGUGGCACCAGCAUGAGUUCCCACUGCGCACGAUGGCCCUCAGCUCUUCCUUCAGCAACAGUCCCAGUGGGCUCACCCAGAGCACCAAGGCCAGCACCUCAGGGCAGAGUCGGGACAUCUGCAGGGCAAGCGUCAUCUGACAAGCUGGAGCAGGGCCACCCACAGACAGGAACCGAAAAGCAUCCCGAGAGAGCUGGACGCCGCUGUGGGACCUGUCUUCCCAGCAGCCAUCCCAUGGUCCCAUGGCUGGUAACACCCCUUCCCAGCACUUGGGAUCCUCAGGACUAAACCAAAGGACUUUGGGCACCAAAGGGUGGACGAGGGCCUAGGACUCGGAUCUGCUGUGCUCUUCUGAGAAGAGCAGCUCGGGGGUCCCAGGAGGGGCAGCGAAAUAAAUGCUACCGGGGAGGGACUCGGUUUGUAUUUGUCAGUCCUUUUGCACCAGGACACAGGUGAGGUGGGACACUCUGGCUCUCUUCCCCAGCCUCAACCAUUCCUGCAGGACAGGCUUCCCUGGGCCUCCAGCUUAGAAGCCCAGAAAACAUGAGCAGUCAAGGCCGUGGACCCCAAGAAAUCCCUGUUGGUCCCCUGCAACUCACCUGACUGUUCUCACCUGAGCCUCAGGACAACUGCUAAUAGUCAUGUGGAGGCCAGGAGAGCCCUGGAACCUCUAGCCCCUUUUAGUAGCCCUGAUGUGGUGCGAGGCACACCUGUUGUUACUGCUCUGUCACAGCUGUCCUCAGCCUAGGAGGCAAGUACAGCAGGAAAUGGGCAUGAUCCCGUUUCACAGGUGAGAAGCAAGUUCACCAAGGCCACGAGACUUGCCCAAGCUACAGCUGGGAGAGGCCAGAGUUCAGUCCAGAGCAUUUUACUAUCAAUGCUGAUGUUCCAAGGCUGUCUUUGCCUUCACCGUCCCCAGGUCCAGGAGGACAGGGGCCUGUCUCCUACCCUAAGCUCCUGGGGACUUUAGUCUGACCCUUCACUUCCCUUGAAUACCUGCACUCCCUGCCCCUGCCCCUCAUGUGAGGAUGAAAGAAGACCAAAUUUUUGAAUGUUUUUGUGAAGCACAACCCAGCAGUGCUCAAGCACCCUAGAGAGGAGGGACUGGAGAUGAUUCCCCAGAGAAAAGCCUCUCCCUCGUGAGUGACCAAGCUCUAGUCCUGGCUGUGGGGGUUCCUGGACAAGAGCAUCUCUCUGUGGACCCUGGCUCCCCACUUCCACACCACCUCCCCUUUGCAUCUUACAGCCACCCCCAGGCCCCCAUGUCUCAGGCUAAGCUCCAGCCUGUAUGGUUGAUGAGCGUGUAGACAGUCCAGAGAAACCUUUCCUUCUCAGGUGAUCGCACUGGACUCCGGGUAUCCUG